AUGGAUCUAACACGCCUUGUCCUGUCAGUGCUUCUGCAGUGUGUGAGUGCAGUGUGGGCCCGAGUGCUCCUGCUCACCGACAUGUACGGAACCAUGCACUCACCCAGCUUUCCAGAACCAUAUCCAAAGGACAGCGAGAUACACUGGAAUAUCAGUGUUCCAGAAGGAUAUCAGAUUCGCCUCUACUUCAUGCACUUCGACAUCGAGCCAUCAUACCUGUGCGAGUAUGACUAUGUAAAGGUAUACUCAGACAGCGAGGAGCUUGCAGUGUUUUGUGGAAGAGAGAACACGGAUACAGAACGGGUUCCUGCUGACGAUGUUAUCUUAUCACCAGGGAACAUUCUCAGUGUGGCGUUUCACUCAGACUUUUCCAACGAGGAGCAUUACUCUGGGUUUGAAGCACACUACAGUGCAGUGGAUAUUGAUGAGUGUAGAGAUGAAAAUGAUGAAGUCAGGGCCUGUGAUCACUUUUGUCACAACUAUAUUGGCGGCUUCUACUGCUCCUGUCGAUAUGGACACCAGCUUCAUUCUGACAACAGAACGUGCAAAGUGGAAUGUAGUGACAGCGUGUACACCGAAGGUUCUGGACUGAUCACCAGUCCAGAUUUUCCCAAGCCGUACCCUAAAAACUCGGAAUGUCUCUACCGAAUCAAUCUGGAGAAAGGUUUCUCAGUCACUCUGGAUUUCGAUGAGACCUUUGAUGUAGAAGAUCACCCUGAUAUCACCUGCCCCUAUGACCACAUCAAGAUUCAGGCAGGAGAGAGAGUGUUUGGCCCAUUCUGUGGAGACAAAUCACCUGGCAGCAUCCAGACAGGAAGUAGCAUUGUGAGGAUCUUUUUUCAUAGUGAUAUCUCAGGAGAGAAUUUGGGCUGGAAGCUCACCUUCACUUCUACAGGCAGUGAGUGUGCUGUUCCUAUGCCGCCACCUAAUGGUCAUUUGGAGCCACUACAGUUGAAGUACUUUUUCAAAGAACACAUCACAGUGACCUGUGACCCUGGCUACUUUUUGCAAAAGGAUAGAGAGAAGUUUGAGCAUUACCAGAUCGAGUGCCAGGCAGAUGGAAACUGGAGCAGCCACAUACCUCUCUGUAGAAUGAUUGACUGUGGACCUGUAGAUGUAUCUUUCGGCGAUGUGGUGCAUAUUAACUCCAGCAACAGUACUACCUUUGGAUCCAGGCUCCUGUACAGCUGUAAGAGCUCUCCUGGAGAACAGAGAACAUAUACGUGUGAUUGGAGUGGUGUGUGGAUGAGUAAGGAUGGAGCCACACUACCUACAUGCCGACCAGAUCUGGAGAAUACCACACAGUCGGAUUCCGAGUUCCAGUUGCCGACUACAACAGCGAAAGCCCAACCAGCAUGUGGUGAGGAAUCACGGCCAUUCCCAUCCCUCCAAAAGCGGAUUGUGGGUGGACGCGCAGCAUUUCCAGGUCUUUUUCCCUGGCAGGUUCUCCUGUCUGUGGAGGAUACGUCUCGGGUUCCAACAGGUCACUGGUUUGGUAGUGGUGCUCUCCUGUCCACAUCAUGGGUUCUCACAGCUGCACAUGUGCUUCGCCGACAGCUCCGGGAUCUGUCAGUUGUUCCUGUGGAUCCUGCACAUGUCCAUGCUACACUGGGGCUCACAGAUGUCCGGGAUAAAAGGCUGGCCAUCAACCGUUCUGUCGAGUUGCUUAUCCUUCAUCCAGAAUUUGACCUGCGCAACUACAACAAUGACAUUGCCCUGGUCAAACUCAGCCAAGAGGUGGUGCUGAAUGAUCUGGUGAGGCCUGUUUGUUUGCCCCCACCGUGGGUCAAAGGCCAAGCUCAUACACCCUUGCCUAACACGCUAGGCGUAGUCGCUGGUUGGGGGAUCAACAUGCCUAAUACCUCUGCCUUGUACAAUGGGAUAACCUUUGAUCUUGGUGUUGUGUCUGAGGUGCUGCAAUACGUGAAAUUGCCAGUUGUUUCGCAGGAGGAGUGUGAAGCCAGCUACACCUCGCGUUCUGCAAACUACAACAUCACAGAGAACAUGUUCUGUGCCGGGUUCUAUCAAGGAGGACGCGAUACGUGUUUAGGGGACAGUGGGGGAGGAUUUGUGAUAAAGGAUCCCCACAGUGGAAAGUGGGUGGUACAGGGUCUCGUGUCGUGGGGCGGGCCAGAGGGAUGCGGUAGUCAGCAGGUGUAUGGGGUGUACACUCGAGUGGCAAACUAUGCAACCUGGCUGCACAAAACGAUGGACACAGACUGCUGGUGGUGA
Molecule: messenger RNA, 2232 nt
Organism: Neoarius graeffei (lesser salmon catfish)
Lineage: Eukaryota; Metazoa; Chordata; Actinopteri; Siluriformes; Ariidae
Gene: masp1
Product: MBL associated serine protease 1
Exons: 12
Coding region: 1-2232 (743 amino acids)
Biological process (GO): zymogen activation; complement activation
Cellular component (GO): extracellular region; blood microparticle
Molecular function (GO): serine-type endopeptidase activity; calcium ion binding
Source: RefSeq, a predicted model, not a curated record